This is a messenger RNA of Episyrphus balteatus (marmalade hoverfly), 1610 nucleotides long. It is a transcript of the gene Nsun5, whose product is annotated as 28S rRNA (cytosine-C(5))-methyltransferase. NCBI's taxonomy places the organism in Eukaryota, Metazoa, Arthropoda, Insecta, Diptera, Syrphidae. Gene Ontology annotation, biological process: rRNA base methylation. The transcript is spliced from 6 exons. The record is from RefSeq and is a predicted model, not a curated record. Bases 87 to 1397 code for a protein of 436 amino acids. Gene Ontology annotation, cellular component: nucleolus. Gene Ontology annotation, molecular function: methyltransferase activity.
UCUUUAUUUUUUUAUCACGUGCAUUUCACAUAAAUACAGCACUCUCAUUUUAGCUUUUCCUCCCCAUUGCCCAUUAUUAAAUCAAAAUGAGUGGCUUCAAGCAUUCUGUAAAAGUACCCACACAGUACAGGCGCCUUGCUGCAAUCAUAAAACAAUCUUUGGAAGGUAAAAAAUCAUUAAAAUCAUCGUUUUUUGAAGAGAAACAUGCUCGCAAAGACGUUCUACAAAAAACCCUAAAUUUCUACAUUGACAAUCGCACCGACAUCGAUUACGCCAUUGAACAGACAAAAAUACUCGAAGACAAUCCACGUUUUCGCAAAGAAUUGUGCAUUGUUCUUGUCACCGAAUUAUUAAGGACACAACAACUAAACGGCAAUAGCAAACCUGUCUCAAUUGUUAGAGAAUAUUACGAUAAAUUACAGACUGCAUUUGGUGGUAGUGGACAUCAACAACAAUCCAACAAAUUAAAGGAAAAAGAUAAACCAAGAUAUGUUCGAGUCAAUACAAAUGUUUUAUCAACGGAACAAGUAUUUGAAAUGCUUGCUGCUGAUGGAUGGCGAAAGAAGGAUAGUAAUUUUGAGACAUAUCCAGAAUAUUUGGAAGCCAUUAGUAGCCUAGAGGAAGAUGAAUAUUUAGUUGAUAUGCAUAUGGAUGAUUUGUUGGUGUUUCAUUCAAAGUGGAAGAGAUAUUGGGCUAUGCAUGAUUUUGUUGAACAAAGGAAAUUGAUGCUACAAGAUAAGGGUACUGGUCUGGUGGUUGAGCUCCUGCAUCCACCUCCUGGUUCAACAGUUUUGGAUAUGUGUGCUGCUCCUGGAAUGAAAACAGUAAAGCUUUCAAAUAUCAUGAACAAUACGGGUAAAAUUUAUGCCGUUGAGAGAGACUUCGAUAGAUAUCGUGUACUGUGUCAAUAUGUCGAGUCAGCAAAGGCAACGAUCGUUGAGCCCAUUCACGCAGAUGCUCUUGCAUUGGAUGUUAAACAAUAUGAGGACGUUGAAUAUGUUCUAGUAGAUCCUUCAUGCUCUGGAAAUGGAAUGCAAAAUCGAAUGUCUUUAAAAUCGGAAGAAAUAGAUCCAGCAAGAUUGAAAAAAUUGGCUGGACUACAAAUUAAAAUGCUUGUACAUGCAAUGAAGUCAUUUCCAAAUGUUAAACGUGUUGCAUAUUCAACUUGUUCAUUAAACGAAGCAGAAAAUGAAGAGGUCGUUCAACGAUGUCUGCAAAUAUGUCCUGAAUUUAAAAUGCUCAGUGGAAAGAAAGCAUUGCGUAAUAAAUGGAUUCGAGUUGGAAAUCCAGAAUUUAAAAAUAUUGGAAAAAAUUGCAUUUAUUCUCGGCCCGAUGAAGACUUUACAGAUGGAAUAUUUAUGGCUCUUUUUGAGAAGCGGCCAGAUGGUGACGAAUGAUAAACAUAACUGAAUCAUUUAUUUUUGAUAUACUUUUUGCUUUAAUUGAGAAGCUACAACAUCCUUUGGAAAAUGUUGUGCCCAUUCAGUUUAAGGGAAAUGUAUUCGUAUCUUUAAUUGUAUUGUUUACAUAACAUUUUUUUAACAAUUAAUAUGUUGUUUUUAAGAAUAAAAUACAUUUGUAUGGUCAAUAAAAAUAACUAAAUAACUAAA